AUUAAUAUUAUAUUAAUCCUUUUAAUUUUUGAAAAAGUUUUUAAAAAAACCCGUAAGGAAUUUUUAAAAUUAUUUUUAAUUUUUUUUGGGGGUGGGGGGGGAAGCAAGAGAGAUGCUGACAAGAAGUUAACUCCAAAAAAAGAAGAUAAAAAGCGAAACCCCAAACGUGGCGACCCCCCCUCCGCCUCUGAGGGAUCUUUUGAAAUCAUCCGCUCCCAUGUAUAAAGAUGUCACUGGUGGACCUGGGGAAGAGAUUGCUAGAAGCGGCACGCAAAGGCCAAGAUGACGAAGUCCGGACGCUGAUGGCCAAUGGCGCGCCGUUCACCACGGACUGGCUGGGAACGUCGCCCCUCCACCUCGCCGCCCAGUACGGUCACUACUCCACAGCCGAAGUUCUGCUCCGGGCAGGAGUGAGCCGUGACGCUCGAACCAAAGUCGACAGGACGCCGCUGCACAUGGCCGCCGCUGACGGACACUCGCACAUCGUCGAGCUUCUGAUCAGGAACGGGGCCGACAUCAACGCCAAGGACAUGCUGAAGAUGACGGCCUUGCACUGGGCGACGGAACACAACCACCGGGAGGUCGUCGAGCUGCUGGUGAAAUACGGGGCCGACGUCCACGCCUUCAGCAAGUUCGACAAAUCCGCCUUCGACGUCGCUUUGGACAAGAACAACGCGGAGACCUUGAUGAUACUCCAGGAAGCGAUGCAGAACCAGGUCAACCCCAGCCCGGAGAGAGCCAACCGAGUGCCAAGGUCCGUGACGGUCGGCCAGCCGUUUAUCCUGGCCUCGGGCGAGGUGCUGAGUUUGGCCAGCAUCGUGUCCUCUGCAAACACGAAAACGACCUCAGGCGAUUCCCACGUCUCCACGGUGCAGUUUUCAAACUCAACGACUUCAGUUCUUGCCGCGCUGGCGGCCAUAGCAGAAGCCUCCGGCCCGCUCUCCAAUUCAAACAGAGCUCCGGCCAUCACGGAGGAAGUCGUGGAAACCGCUUCCAUGGAUUCCCCCCUCCAGCACGCCAUCAGCAGCGGGGGCCAGCGCGUUAUCACGAUUGUGACCGACGGCGUGCCACUGGGCAACCUCCAGACAGCUGCCGGCCUCAGCCAGCCGUUCAUCGUGACUAUGCAGAACGGGCAGCACGUUCUAACUGUACCUGCCGGUCAGGUUGCAGAAGAAACAGUCAUUGAGGAACAAGCUGAAAACAACCAUGUAGAAGAGGAAGAAGAGCCCCCCGCGAAGAAAAUCAAACUAGAAGAAGUUGCGGAUGACUUUGACAAAAACAAGGACGACACCGAAAGAGAUUUCUUGCAGCAGCAGCUGCAGGAAGCCAACCGCAAAGCUCAGGAGUACAGGAGCCAGCUGAUGAAGAAGGAACAGGAAGCGCAGCGGUACCGGAGGAAGCUGGCGGCCAUGGCCGUGGAGCAAGCCAACGGGACGGAGGACGCCGCCGUGGAGGAGGAGGAGGAGGAGGCCGACAGGGGAAACUCCGUCGACGUGCCGGCGGAAGAAACCGCCGUCCCCGCAGCGGAAGGGGAACUCCCAACGGACAUUGCUGUGGAGACCGUCACGUCGUAACCUUCAGGUCGCAAUGCCGCUCUCCCCUCAACUCGGACCGCUCUUGUCUGAGAAAGACGUGGGCGGUUAAAGAAGCAACAUUCCCCAGGCUGCUGUGCAAUCCCCCCCCCUCCCAAAAACACUGGACAAAAACCAUUUGGGUGGGCAAAUUCCAGGGGGAGUCCAGCCCCCCGCACGUCUCCUAAUUUUUAGCAGCCCUUGGCUUCCUUCUUUCCUUUCAGGACAGGGCUUUAAAGCAAAUAGUCUAAAGAUACCCUUUUUUUAAAAAAAAAAAAGUGAAUAAUAAUCCCCUGACAUUUCAGAGGUAUAUUUUUGUGAACGUAGCCUGAAAUUCCUUUGAAAUUGCCGGCAAAUGAC
This is a messenger RNA of Elgaria multicarinata webbii, 1931 nucleotides long. It is a transcript of the gene GABPB2, whose product is annotated as GA binding protein transcription factor subunit beta 2. Gene Ontology annotation, cellular component: nucleus. The record is from RefSeq and is a predicted model, not a curated record. Lineage: Eukaryota; Metazoa; Chordata; Lepidosauria; Squamata; Anguidae. Gene Ontology annotation, biological process: positive regulation of transcription by RNA polymerase II. The coding region runs from base 228 to 1574 and encodes 448 amino acids. Gene Ontology annotation, molecular function: protein binding; transcription cis-regulatory region binding. The transcript is spliced from 9 exons.